AUGGGGGUCACCCGCUGUAUGGUGGUCACCCGCUGCAUGGGGGUCACCCGCUGUAUGGUGGUCACCCGCUGUAUGGUGGUCACCCGCUCUGCGGGGCGACCAGGGUGGCCGGGAUGCCACUGUGUGCCCUGCCAGUCCACGGUGGAUGCUGAGGGGCAGGAGGACGGAGUGGUGGGGACGAAGUGUAGCAGGCUGGGAGGGCACCACACAUCUGGAGACAUGAACCUCUGCUGGAACGAGAUCAAACGCAAGUCCCACAACAUCCGGGUGCGGCUAGAGGCGUUCUCCGACAACAGUGGGAAGCUGCAGCUCUCCCUGCAGGAGAUCAUAGACUGGCUGACGGCCAAGGACGAGGAGCUGUCGGAACAGCUGCCCAUAGGGGGCGAUGUGGGGGCCGUCCAACACCAAAGGGAGUUCCACCAGGUCUUCAUGGAGGAUGUCAAGUCUCGAGGGCCCUUCAUCUACUCGGUGCUGGAGUCUGCCCAGGCGUUCCUGACACAGCACCCCUUCCAGGAGCCCGAGGAGACGCUGCCCGACGGAAAAGAAGUGUCUCCGAGGAAACGGAUCCUGAACGUGAGUCGCUCGGUGUGGAAGCAGGCCAAUGUAACCAGUGACCUGUGGGAGAAGCUGACUGCCCGCUGCGUGGACCGACACAGGCACAUGGAGCGGACCCUGGAGCGACUGCUGCAGACGCAAGCAGCCAUGGAGGAGCUGGCGAUGGCCCUGGAGCAAGCUGAGGGCGUCCGGGAUGCAUGGGAGCCUGUAGGGGACCUCUUCAUCGACUCCCUGCAGGACCACAUUGACGCCACCAAGUUGUUUAAGGAGGAGCUGACUCAGGUAAAAGAGGGCAUGAAGCACAUUAAUGACCUGGCUCAUGAGCUGGCCAUCUCUGACGUCCAUUUGUCCAUGGAAAACUCCCGCUCCCUGGAGCACCUCAACAGCCGCUGGAAACUACUGCAGGCCUCCAUUGAAGAGCGUCUGAAGCAGCUGCAGGAUGCUCACAGAGACUUUGGCCCUGGAUCCCAGCACUUCCUGUCCAGUUCAGUGCAGAUACCCUGGGAACGUGCCGUCUCGCCAAACAAAGUGCCCUACUACAUCAACCAUCAGGCCCAGACAACGUGCUGGGACCAUCCAAAAAUGACGGAGCUGUACCAGGUGCUGGCGGAUCUGAACAACAUCAAGUUCUCAGCGUACCGGACAGCCAUGAAGCUGCGGCGGGUGCAGAAGGCUCUGAGAUUGGACCUGCUGAGGCUGGUGAGUGUGGUGGACGUGUUCAGGGAGCAGGAUCUGCAGCACGGGGAACAUGUGAUGGAUGUGGUGGAGAUGAUUCAUGCCCUGACCGGCCUGUAUGAGAGACUGGAGGAGGAGAGGAGAGCCAUCGUGGUCAACAUCCCUCUCUGUGUGGACAUGUGUCUCAACUGGCUGCUCAACGUCUACGACAGUGGUCGCAAUGGGAAGAUGCGCGUCCUCUCCUUCAAGACGGGACUGGUGAGCCUGUGCAAUGCGGAUGUUCAGGAGAAGUAUAAAUACCUGUUCAGGCAGGUGUCUGGUCCAGGGGGUCUGACAGACCAGCGUUACCUCACUAUGCUGCUCUAUGAAGCCAUCCAGAUCCCCCGACAGCUGGGAGAGGUGGCCGCCUUCGGGGGGAGCAAUGUGGAGCCCAGUGUACGCAGCUGCUUCCGUAUGGCCCCAGGGAAGCCAGCCAUCGAGGUAUCUCAUUUCCUGGAGUGGAUGAGCCUGGAGCCCCAGUCUGUAGUGUGGCUGGCUGUUCUACAGCGUGUGGCUGUGGCCGAGUCCGCCAAGCACCAGGCCAAGUGUUACAUCUGUAAACAGUGCCCCAUCAAGGGAUUCAGGUACCGCAGUCUGAAACAAUUCAACGUGGACAUCUGCCAGACGUGCUUCCUCACAGGACGCACCACCAAGGGAAAGAAGCAGCUCCAAUACCCCAUCAUGGAGUACUAUACCCCAACCACCUCAGGAGAGAAGAUGCGGGACUUUGCCAAGACACUGAAGAACAAGUUCCGGUCGAAGCAGUACUUCAGUAAGCACCCUCAGCGGGGCUACCUGCCUGUCCAGUCGGUGCUGGAGGCCGAGAGCUCUGACACGCCAUGCUCCUCUCCCAAGCUACCCCAUGCAGACACACACAGCAGAAUCGAGCACUUUGCUAGCAGGUUGGCAGAGAUGGAGAACCAGAAUUGUUCCUUCUUCACAGAUAGCCUGUCGCCUGAUGAGAGUCUGGAUGAAGAUCAGUACCUCCUGCGUCACUCCAGCCCCGGCGCCCUGGACCAGGACUCCCCCAGCGGACAACAGAUGCUGCUGGCCCACCUGGACUGUCAGGACAAGGACGAGCUGCAGAGAACGCUGGCCCGCCUGGAGAACGAGAACCGGGUGCUGCAGGGGGAGUGGCGGCGGCUGAAGUGGAGGCAUGAGGAGGCGGCUGCUGCGCCCCAGCUGACAGAAGGAGGUGAGGGGGUUCCGGGAUCUCCCACAGAGGGCCAGCAGGACGAGGAGCUCCUGGCCGAGGCAAGGGUCCUCCGGCAGCACAAGACUCGCCUGGAGACACGCAUGCAGAUCCUAGAGGACCACAACAAACAACUGGAGUCCCAGCUGCACAGGCUACGAGAGCUACUGCUGCAGCCCAAAGACGAUUCGGAGGCCAACGGGUCGGAACCUUCGUCCCUGUCAUCUCCGGUGUCAGGGGGAGGCCGUCAGGGGGACGGACCCAGUAGAGAGACCACAGACACAGAGGCAGCAGGUGAGCUACUAAAUGGUGAUGAUGAUCAUGAACAGGACACAGUGCAGCAGCUGCAGGAGGUCAUAGAGCAGCUGAGAAACGUCUUCCCUUCAGAACCUGGAACCACGUCACUCAUCUAACCCAGGGCGACGCUUGGAGUGCAGAGUGAUGCCUGAUGGGAUGCCUGAUGGCCCGUGCCCCAUAUAGCUGCCGUCAGAGGGACAGAGAGUGCACCAGGUCCUUGACCCAUACAGCAGCUCACCCAGAGCUGACCCCUCUCCCUCCCCCUGGACCUCUGUGCACUAACCACCCCUGUGGGAGCCAAAGGCUAACAGCUAAUGCUAACGUCCAGGCCGGGCCAAGCACUAUGCUAACAAGCUAUGGCUAAAGUUAUGCUAUGGCUAAGCGGUGCAGCCAGACACUGUGUUAACCAGCUAAGGAGGCUAAGGAAGCUAACGGCUAACGUUAGCAGCCCAGCCAGGCAGAAACAGUUUUAGCUAGCUAAUCCACUACUGGCUAACGCUAGCAUCCCAGCCAUGACACUGUGCUAACCAGCGUCCACGUAGUCGUCCGAAGGUGUGACGUUUUAUAUCCAUACAGCACAAGGACCUUCCACAAAAAUGACUUUUACACAAUGCAAAAAUGAGUGAGGAUUUCCAUCAUGUUUGUUCUAUCCAGUAACUGCGUGCGUUUGUGUUUUUCCUGUUUUCUAAUGCGUUUCAAACUUCUCUUUUUUUAACGAGGCGUUCAUGCGCACCAGCGUUGACUCGA
Molecule: messenger RNA, 3505 nt
Organism: Salvelinus namaycush (lake trout)
Lineage: Eukaryota; Metazoa; Chordata; Actinopteri; Salmoniformes; Salmonidae
Product: dystrophin-related protein 2-like
Exons: 24
Coding region: 1-2874 (957 amino acids)
Biological process (GO): synaptic signaling
Cellular component (GO): plasma membrane
Molecular function (GO): protein binding; zinc ion binding
Source: RefSeq, a predicted model, not a curated record